Clavispora lusitaniae ATCC 42720 is the source of this 1305-nucleotide messenger RNA. RefSeq names its product adenosylmethionine decarboxylase (gene SPE2). The record is from RefSeq and is a predicted model, not a curated record. NCBI's taxonomy places the organism in Eukaryota, Fungi, Ascomycota, Pichiomycetes, Serinales, Metschnikowiaceae. Gene Ontology annotation, cellular component: cytosol. Gene Ontology annotation, biological process: spermine biosynthetic process; spermidine biosynthetic process. Gene Ontology annotation, molecular function: adenosylmethionine decarboxylase activity.
AUGGUAGCUCCUGCUUACAUCGAAAACUCCUACGUUGAUCAUGCCUUGUCCGCAAAUUUGGAUUCCACUUUUGCGUUUGAAGGCCCUGAAAAAUUGCUCGAAGUCUGGUUCUGGCCCUCUCCCAAAGAUAUUCCAUCGUCUGUGACUUCCGAAGGUUUGAAAGCGAUCCCCUUAGAGAAAUGGGUUUCGAUUUUGGAUUUAGUCAACUGUAAGAUUUUAUCUAUGAAGUCCACUCCUGCGGUUGAUGCAUACUUGUUGUCCGAACUGUCUCUCUUUGUGUUCCCGCACAAGAUGAUUUUGAAAACUUGCGGUACAACCACAACUUUGGCAGCUUUAGACGAAAUGUUUGACAUUGCUAGGGAAUAUUGUACCGUGAACGGAAUGCCCACCAAGAUCGACUCGAAGCUGGUCGAGAAGGUGUUCUACUCCAGAAGAUCGUUCAUGUUCCCGGAGAAGCAAAAGCAUGUACACAAAGACUGGAAAAGCGAGGUUGAAUUGCUCAACAAGCACUUUGUUGCAGGAAAGCUGUAUGUCGUGGGCGAUUUCACCUCCGAUGAUCACUGGUACUUGUACACCGGUGGAUCUGGCAGCGGAAGGUCCGCUUUUGGCACAAGCCGUGAUCAAACAUUUGAAAUCUUGAUGACUCGUUUGGAUCCCAACAAGGCAGAAAUGUUUUCCUUGGAGCGUGUUCCGGGACCAGAAUCUGUGGUCGAUGCAGACCAUGAUUUGGGCCACGAAUUUGGCGAGACUAUCAUGCGUUCCACUGGCUUAAACAGCAUCUUUGAUGAGAAAAAGACCAAUGUUGUACCUGUCGGACGGAGCAUUAUGCCUUCACCAGAAUUGAGCGACAACAUGGAAUUAAGCGACGACGAGAAUGAAGAAAAGCCGCCUUUAGAGUUUCUCCACGAUGCUUUUGCCUUUUCGCCUUGCGGUUUCUCGUCCAACUCAGUCUCGUCCGAUCAAGACGGCUACUACUAUACGCUCCACAUCACACCUGAAUGUGGAUGGUCGUACGCAUCGUUCGAAACCAACUAUCCAUUUUCGUCGAAGUCUAACGUUAGUGUCACCGAUGUUUUGUUGCGAGUCUUAGCCAUUUUCUCUCCAGGGAGAUUUUCCAUGACUAUGAUCACCGAUGUGGCUUCUCAUGGUUUAUCGCUGCUGGAAAUCGCCAACCACGAAAGCUUGUUAGAAUUAUCCAAGUGUGAUGGCGCUUUGGCCAAGUUGGGCUACAAGAAGCACGAAAAAGUCAUCUACGAUUUGAAGGGCGAGCACAAUUUGUUAUACUUGAACUUCGAGAAGCAAUGA